AUGAACUCCAUUAGUGUUCGGAGGGUUGGAUGGAGUGUUAUUGUGCUCAUCGCUGUUGUCGGUGGUAUUACCGAUGCUCAUGAAUGCGGUACAAAUCAUACUGAACCGGCCCCAGCCAUUCAUAAGCUCCAGAAGCGAUUCCUUCCCUUCAUUCCAUAUGGCGGAAUAACGAAAAUGUUAUUUUCGGCGGCAUAUGACGUUAAAUUCAAUCACAAAACGAAACGCAGCCUGAGUUGGGCGUAUAACUUUCAAGCCAAUUAUGCCAUUCCAGGCACAAUAGUUUGGCCUCUACCGGAUAGUUACUUCAAGACGCGUCUAGAUGAAGGAAACUUUGUGGACAAUAGCAGAGUGCAGUUGUAUCGGAUACUGGAGGAAAUGAUCGAUUCCUGGAACAGCAAUGGCAGAGAUUGUCUUCUACGAAUGAUAUGUGAGGUUGCAGACACACCGUUGACGCAUAACGGGUUGAUUGGAGAGAUUCUCGAUGUGAUCUUUACACCUUCCGAAGAGGAGAAAAUGGAUUUGGAAUAUAAGCUGGCUGCAAGGUAUGGAGCAAACGGUGUUGAUUGUGGCAGACUUUAUGGCGAAUGUCCAGUGGGAUAUGGAUUACUUGAAAGACUCUCAACUGUUUUAGAUAUGUGA
Molecule: messenger RNA, 639 nt
Organism: Toxorhynchites rutilus septentrionalis
Lineage: Eukaryota; Metazoa; Arthropoda; Insecta; Diptera; Culicidae
Exons: 2
Coding region: 1-639 (212 amino acids)
Source: RefSeq, a predicted model, not a curated record